AUGGAGGGCUGCUGGACCGAGACCAUCAGCCUGGAGCAGAGCUCCUUGUUCCCAACGCUGCUGCAGCUCUCCACCGAAGAGAUUAUUGCUAUUUGGGACGCCGUGUCCAAUUACAUCCUGGAAGAGCUGAUGCAGGACAAGUGCCCCUUGCACGUCAGCAGCAGAGAGGGCACAGAGCAGCGUUCCCACGCUCCGACAAACAGCACUUUUUCCCUCGCCAAAAGCCUUCCUGGUGGGCCUUUGUGUCUUUGCUGUGUGCAGGGUGUGCUGCUAGCGGGGCUCGGCACCUUCUGCACGGUCCGGGAGCCACUGCGCCCUGGCAAAGACAACGUGGUGACAGUUCGAAGGCCUGUGUUCCAGCUGGAAAUGGACAUGGUCUGGCUGCAGAGGCUCCAGCGUCCCAAAGUGACUCUGCCUGACAACGUGAAGAUCAAGCCGCUGAAGUACCGGCAGCUGUCCCUGGCCACCUCCUUCUCGAGGCGCGUGGUGGAAGACUGCGUGCAAGAGACCAUCCGCUUGUUCUCUGCGCACGUGCGCAACAAAGAGAAGGUCGCCUUUGCCUUCAGGGACGUCGGCGUUCUGACUUGCCAGGAAGACAAAGUGCACAUGAGCUUUUAUGCCCGCUGCACCCGGUGGCUGGCGGACCCCUGCAGUAAAGCCUGGCAGUGUUAUCAGCCGAGCUCUGUUCUUUGCUGUGCAGCUUCUCCGCACCGGCAUGAGGGGCUAAUGUUCUCGGCAGAGAGCUUAGAGGAGGCUUUGGAGAGGCGGCCUCCUCUUGUGGCAGGAGAAUGCUCUGCUGCCUUCAGCAGCAAGGCGAGAGCUGCCUUGGAAGCCUCCCAAUGGGUCUGUGUUACAUUGCAGAGACUGCCUACGAUAGAUCUCUCCAUCUCCGGCACACCUGCUGCCCUGGGGACCCGGCCUAGCCCUCUGCAUGUGUUCCCGAGGUUUCAGCUCGCUGUGCAAGGCAGCGUAGAGGCCCAGGCUGCCCCCGCCGGCUGCCCACAGGAGAAGGAGCAGGAGCUGGAAGAAGAGCUUGGGGCCGUCAGGAGCAGCAAAGAGAGGCGUCCUGGCAAGCUCCUGCCGCACCGCGAGGAGCUUUCUCUCCCCGUGCUGCCAAAGUGGGGGGAAGGCGCGAGGCAGCAAGGCAUGGAGAGCAAGCCUGCUGCCAGGACCCUUGUGAACCAGACGGCCCCCAUCCCGGGCACCUCCCCGGGGAAGCAGGUUGGCGUGCAAUACCUCCCGCACCCUCCCGCCGGACCUCAGCGUGGCCGUGCCGGCGCCACUCCCAGGGGUGCAGCACAGGAUGCAGCCUGCCCUCCCACGCAGAGGUUUGGAAGAGCUGCCCACGUCUCCCUCUUGAAAGAGGAGCAGAGGCAGCACCAAGCAUCGUGGGAGGAACAGCAGGCCGCACUGGAGAAAGAGGCCCGGCGUCAGGCCCAGAUCACACUAGUGGAGCUGCAAUACGCCCUCGAGCAGCGUCGUCGCCCAGACACUGACAUGCCGGGGAGGCCCCCCCAACGGCAAGCGUCCGCGCAAGCAAAGCAGAACAUGCAGCUUCUGACUUCCUACAAAGUUCUUCGGGACAGGUGGAAGGAAAGGGUGGAACGAAACCAACGGAGGCUGAUGGUGGAGGAGGAGUGGCGCCGCGCUUUGGUGAUGCGCCACCUCCAGAAGAGAGAGCAGCAGGACCGUGUGCCGGGCAGUUACCACCAAGAUGGCUUUUAUGCGUGGAAAUAAAGGGCCUUUCCGA
This is a messenger RNA of Dromaius novaehollandiae (emu), 1750 nucleotides long. RefSeq lists its product as uncharacterized. NCBI's taxonomy places the organism in Eukaryota, Metazoa, Chordata, Aves, Casuariiformes, Dromaiidae. The coding region runs from base 1 to 1737 and encodes 578 amino acids. The record is from RefSeq and is a predicted model, not a curated record. Gene Ontology annotation, cellular component: centrosome. The transcript has 12 exons.